GAGCUGUUGUUUCCUCAUUCUCAUUUCAACAGACAGAAUGGAUUAUUUAACAGACAGAAUAUCUUUAAAUCUGUAAUAAAGUCGCUUAUAAACGUUUAGGCAGGAAUUAUGUGUAGCUACUCAAUUGAAAAGCUGUAGGAUUUCGAUCCAUCAUGGAUGACACACACACAUCCAGAAAUGAAGAUUAUUUUCCAGGACACAGCUCAGUUCAUCAGAAGAGAUCAGAACCAGAGUCCAGCUGUGUGUCUAUGAAGAGUGAUGUGUCUAUGGAUCAUCCAAUGGAGUUUAAGAGUGGAGAUACACUGCCUGGUCUCAGCUCAGUUCAUCAGAAGAGAUCAGAACCAGAGUUCUGCUGUGUGUCUAUGAAGAGUGAUGUGUCUAUGGAUCAUCCAAUGGAGUUUAAGAGUGGAGAUACACUGCCUGGUCUCAGCUCAGUUCAUCAGAAGAGAUCAGAACCAGAGUCCAGCUGUGUGUCUAUGAAGAGUGACAUGCCUAUAGAUCAGCCAAUAUAUGUAAAGAGUGGAGAUACACAGCCUGGUCUCAGUCAUAAAGCCUACAGCCUCAACACAUUUAGAUCAAACCUGAGGGAGAAGUUUCAGUGUCUGAAUGAAGGAACAGCAAAGCAGGGAAACCCAACACUCCUGAAUGAGAUCUACACAGAGCUCUACAUCACAGAGAGUGAAAGUGGAGAGAUCAAUAAUGAGCAUGAGGUGAGACAGAUUGAGACACAAUCCAGGAGAGCAGGAACAGAGGACACACCGAUCAAAUGCAAUGAUAUCUUUAGACCUUUACCUGGACAAGACAAACCCAUCAGAACUGUUCUGACAAAGGGAGUCGCUGGCAUUGGAAAAACAGUCUCUGUGCAGAAGUUCAUCCUGGACUGGACUGAAGGGAAAGAGAAUCAGGACGUCCAGCUCAUAUUUCCACUUCCUUUCAGAGAGCUGAACUUGAUGAAGGACAAAACACUCAGUCUUUCAGAUCUUCUUCAUGCAUUUUUCCCUGAAACCAAAGAAAUGGAAAUAUCCAGUGAAGAAUAUAAAGUGUUGUUCAUCUUUGAUGGUCUGGAUGAGUGUCGUCUGUCUCUGAAAUUUAAGAGCAAAGUGAAACUGUGUAAAAUGUCUGAAUUAGCCUCAGUGGAUGAGCUGCUGAUGAACCUCAUUGCGGGGAAUCUGCUUCCCUCUUCUCUCAUCUGGAUCACCUCCAGGCCAGCAGCAGCUGAUCUCAUCCCCUCUGAGUGUGUCCAUCGAGGGACAGAGGUACGAGGCUUCAAUGGGCCACAGAAGGAGGAAUACUUCAGGAAGAGAAUCAGUGAUCAGAGUCUGUCCGACAGGAUCAUCUCACACCUGAAGUCAUCAAGAAGCCUUCACAUCAUGUGCCACAUCCCAGUGUUCUGCUGGAUCUCAGCCACUGUUCUAGAGAAGAUGUUGAGUAAAGCAAAGAGAGGAGAGAUUCCCAAGACUCUCACUCAAAUGUACACACACUUCCUGAUCAUUCAGACCAACAUCAAACAUGAGAAGGACUAUCAGAAGAAAGAUGAAGACAUGAUUCUCAAACUGGGGAAACUGGCUUUUCGGCAGCUUGUGAAAGGAAACCUGAUAUUCUAUGAGGAAGACCUGAGAGAGUGUGGCAUUGAUGCGACAGAAGCAUCAGUGUACUCAGGAUUGUGCACUCAGAUCUUCAGAGAGGAGUUGGGCUUGUAUCAGGGGAAAGUCUUCUGCUUUGUUCAUUUGAGCAUCCAGGAACAUCUAGCAGCUCUAUAUGCACACAUUUACUGUACAAACAAGAAAAGAAAUGUGUUUGAAAAAAACAAACAAAGACUUUUUUCUAAAAUUUCAAACCAGAAGAAAUAUCAUUCAUUAUCUGAGUUGCAUCAUAUAGCUCUAAAUAAGGCCUUUAAGAGUAAUAAUGGACAUCUGGACCUUUUCCUGCGUUUCCUUCUGGGUCUCUCAUUGGAGUUCAAUCAGACUCUCUUACAAAAACUAAUAACACAGACAGGAAGCUGCUCCUACAACAAAGAGGAAACAGUUAAGUACAUCAAACAGAAGAUUGGGGAGAAUCCCUCUACAGAGAGAUCCAUCAAUCUGUUCCACUGUCUGAAUGAACUGGGUGAUGAUUCACUGAUGCAGGAGAUCCAACGUUAUCUGAAAUCUGGAAAAAUAGGAGAAACCAAACUCUCCUCUUCACAGUGGUCAGCUCUGGUUUAUGUGUUGCUGACAUCAGAACAGAUGAUGGAAGUUUUCAAUCUAAAACCGUUUAUUGGAGAACAAAAUACAGCAGAUGAAGUUCUUCAGAAGCUGCUGCCUGUGGUUAAAGAAUCCAGAUCAGCUCAGCUACAGUUCUGUAAUCUCACCGCUCAUUCCUGUAAAAGUUUGUCUUCAGCUCUACAAUCCUCAAACAUGUUCCUGAGAGAGCUGGACUUCAGUAACAAUGACCUGCAGGAUUCAGGGGUGAAGCUUCUUUCUGAUGGACUGAAGAGUCCAAAAUGUCAGCUGCAGAUACUGAGGCUACAGUCCUGUAAUCUCACUGCUCAUAACUGUGAGAGUUUGUCUUCUGCUCUACAAUCCUCAAACAUGUUCCUGAAAGAGCUGGACCUGAGUAACAAUGACCUGCAGGAUUCAGGAGUGGAGCUUCUUUCAAAUGGACUGAAGAGUCAAAAAUGUCAACUGCAGAUACUGAGGCUCUCUGGCUGUAUGGUGACAGAAAAAGGCUGUGGUUAUGUGUCUUCAACUCUGAGUUCAAACCCCUCACACCUGAGGGAGCUGGAUCUGAGCUACAAUCACCCAGGAGAUUCAGGAGUCAAGCUGCUCUCUGACAAACUCAACCAUCCAAACUACAGACUGGACAAACUCAAUGUGGAUAACGGAGGAGAGAUCAGGAUUAGAGCAGGAGUACGCAAAUAUUCCCAUCAGUUCACUCUGGAUCUGAACACAAUGAAUAAAUACCUCCAUCUGUCUGAGAGGAACACAGUGAUUAAUGGCACUGACACAGAGCUUCAGUCGUAUCCUGAUCAUCCAGACAGAUUUGAUUGUGUGUCUCAGGUGUUGUGUAGAGAGAGUGUGUGUCAUCGACGCUGUUACUGGGAGAUUAAGUGGAGUGGGAUUCGUGUGUAUAUAUCAGUGUCAUAUGAGAGCAUCAGCAGGAAGGGAUGGGGUAAAGAGUGUCGGUUUGGAUGGAAUGAUCAGUCCUGGAGUUUGAUCUGCUCUUCCUCCAGUUACUCAUUCAUACACAAUAACAUACAGACUGAACUCUGUGUAAAGCCCAUCAGCAGGAGAAUAGGAGUGUAUGUGGAUCACAGUGCAGGAACUCUGUCCUUCUACAGCGUCUCUGGAGACACAAUGAGCCUCAUCCACACAGUCCAGACUACAUUCACUCAACUGCUCUAUCCUGGGUUUUGGGUUUGUAAUAGAUCAUCAGUGAAACUGUGUUAUUGA
This is a messenger RNA of Megalobrama amblycephala (Wuchang bream), 3431 nucleotides long. Its product is annotated as NACHT, LRR and PYD domains-containing protein 3-like. The transcript has 11 exons. Gene Ontology annotation, molecular function: protein binding. Lineage: Eukaryota; Metazoa; Chordata; Actinopteri; Cypriniformes; Xenocyprididae. The record is from RefSeq and is a predicted model, not a curated record. Bases 153 to 3431 code for a protein of 1092 amino acids.